Molecule: messenger RNA, 1950 nt
Organism: Sordaria macrospora k-hell
Lineage: Eukaryota; Fungi; Ascomycota; Sordariomycetes; Sordariales; Sordariaceae
Source: RefSeq, a predicted model, not a curated record
AUGGUAUCGUGGGAGUUGCAUUCAGUCAAACAACAACUGUAUGACAUAACGUUGGAACCCCUUGCAGAAGGCAUAGACUUGAGUGAAGCAGAAGGUCAGUUCGUUGGGUGCACGAGCACCAACAGUGAAACCAGCUGGAAACAAAUAAAUAAAUGGAUCGGCCAGUGCUCGGUCAGCCACCCUUCCUGCCAUGUUCGAAUUCGAGACGAUUCUCGAGAUCGCAAGCCCACGAGACUGUUAUUCGUGGGUGAUCUUGUCAACCCUUCGGUGAAUCUUUGCGAAACCAAAACCAUGGAUCUGUCGCGGACAGAUUACAUGACACUUAGUCAUUGCUGGGGUGACGGUGUUCCGCUACGUCUCUUGCACGGAAAUUACAAUAAAUUUCUUGCCGGGAUCGAGUUCAGCGAAAUACCAAAGACAUUCAGAGAUGCCAUAGACGCAACUCGGCGACUGAGUGUCCAAUACCUAUGGAUUGACUCUCUGUGUAUCAUCCAAGACUCUCGCGAAGACUGGCUCCACGAAUCCGCAAAGAUGCAUCAUAUAUAUCAGAACUCACACCUCAAUCUCAUGGCGGCUGCUUCAUCCAACUCCCACGGCGGGCUCUAUUCGUCAAAAUACCCCUUUCUCAGUAUCCCAUUUGUUGCGCCCCUUGGGGAUCCUCACAAUCCAAAACUCGCCUCAUAUCCAUACAUGAACGCCAAGAGAGAGAAUCUCAAUGAUUUGACGCUCUUUUCGAGAGGCUGGGUGAUGCAAGAGAGAGUCUUGGCUCGGCGAAACCUGAUCUUCGGGAAAGAGAUACACUGGGAGUGUCAUGACUCUAGCGGGUCCGAGAACUCCCCCUUUGGAAGUGCUCUAGAAAAGCGACAACACACAGUCGAGGGAGAAACGGAUGCAAGUCGCCGAAAUGUCUGGCAGAAUAUUGUCAAAGACUAUUCCCGCUUGAACCUGACGUUUGCGAGCGACAGGCUCAUUGCCAUCGCGGGCAUGGCCGCCGAGUUGGGACAGCUCUGGGACGGUGUCCAGUAUCACGCCGGUCUUUGGUCAUUACAUCUCCGUUCGAGUCUUCUCUGGCAUAGCAUAAAGCCAUCAAUUCCAGCAAAUGACUUCAUAGCGCCAUCUUGGUCAUGGGCGUCUGUUGGCACGCCGGUCCAAUGGUUUGACGCCGACGACUUUGAUGGGUUAGCCCAAGUUUUGCAGGCGGACGUUACGUUGACCUCGCCAGGGCACCUGUUUGGCCCUGUGACCAAGGGGACUAUUCGUUUGAACGGGCCCAUGUGUCAAGCAACAUUGGUGAAGACGAAGUACGCAGAAAUCUUGUGUUUCGAUCAAGAUACCAAAGUCACGGUUUCAAACUCUGGCAUGCCCGAGGAAGAUAGUGACAACCUUAAAUCAGGAUUCCGCACGAUGGUGGUGCUUGAUCAUCUCCCUUGGAACGAGCAACAGAUGGCUACACAUACGGACGUGGACAUCACAGUCUACGUGGCCCCCCUGCAAACCGACAUAGACCUCAAACUGACCUACUCCAGCCUGCUGCGACUGGGCGGGCUGCUUCUGGUACCCUCAGGGUCAUCAUCUCCGGGACAGUUGCGCAGAAUCGGACACUUCUUUAUCCAGGACCAGUGGGGUAUGGAAGGCAGGCGCGUCUAUGAGGAGCGGAUAGCGAAGAUGAGAAAAGAAGGGAAGAUACAACAGAAGGAUGAGAACCCCCCAGGAUUUGCCGACCGAGGGGAGUGGCUAGAGAAAGAUCCGUUUGGCAACGGUGUGAUUACCAAAACGCUCCGCUCUCGUUAUACCUCGGCCGUUGAGUUGGGUUAUGUUGGGGAGAUCAGCAAGUUUCUCGAUUACCUUGAUCGAUAUGCCGAAGAGCGCAACAAGCUGGGUAUUAUGGAUCCUAAUCUCGGAGAAGAAGAUGGCGAAGCUAGGGGGUGGUAUAGAUACGAGAUUGUUUGA